AUGUCCGAAGCCGUGAUUGAGGGAAAUCCAGAAUUUGAAAAACAGCUGUAUGGAAAGGCUGAUGCAGUGACCUGCUGGGACACGAUUGAGCAUUAUGUUCCUGCCAAGUAUUCCCAGAAUCAGACGAUGCAGGAUGCUAUUUAUACCCAACUCUUUCGUCUGAUUCAAAAGUGUCUCCGUCCUGACAGCAAGGUUGGUCGAGCCUGGACAUCCUGUUUGCAUUAUGCCCCCACCAAGCCAAGCUGGAAGCGCAGCUUCAAUGACUAUUUGUUGGACAAGUUUCAUUCUGGAUGUUACCCUGAUUAUACCAAUCGACAAUUGACUCAGAAUGCAGAACGUGCCAGCAUGAAGCAAAUUUUGGAGAGGAACUUGACGGAGGAUUACUACAUGACAUCUGUCUUGUCUCCAGAGCACUUUGGGCGUCACAAAAUGAAGUUGACAUUCUAUCGUUUUGUGGUGGUGUCCUGUGGAUUGUGUUUGAUCCAACUGGAUCCAACGUUACAUUGUGUCAACAAGAAGCUCUGCGAUGUGAUCAAUUUGAUCCAGAAAAAAUUGGAAGACUCACCCAUCAAGCUUUGUGGAUCAGUGGGAAGAGGUGCUAAAGAGGGAAACUGA
Molecule: messenger RNA, 615 nt
Organism: Seminavis robusta
Lineage: Eukaryota; Bacillariophyta; Bacillariophyceae; Naviculales; Naviculaceae
Source: the annotation of a GenBank genome assembly